Messenger RNA from Entamoeba dispar SAW760, 1047 nucleotides. RefSeq lists its product as uncharacterized. NCBI's taxonomy places the organism in Eukaryota, Evosea, Mastigamoebida, Endamoebidae. The transcript is spliced from 2 exons. Bases 1 to 1047 code for a protein of 348 amino acids. The record is from RefSeq and is a predicted model, not a curated record.
AUGGAAAAGAAAAAUGAUAUUAAAUUUAUAAUGGGAGAAGUUAAAAAAGAAGGUGAAAAUAUAAUGUCAAAUGAAAUUAUCCCAAGAUAUUAUAAUUGUUGUAUGUGCUGUCAUUCACAAUUAGAUAAUCCAAGAAAUUAUUGUGUUUUUUGUUUAAGUAAAAGAGUUGCAGAAAGAGGACAAAAAAUAAAUAAACAAAAAGAAGAAAUAAUAAAAAUAAGAAACCAUAAUCAUGAAAUAGAAAAAUUAUUAAAUGAAAAACUUUGUUCAAUGAAUAAAGAAACAAAUAUUAUUGCUAAUACAAAUGUAUUAUUUAAUCAAAUUCAACAAAAUGAAAUGGCAAUUUCAGUUAUUGAAGUUAAAGAAAAAGAUGGAAUUAGAAAAGCUAUUGAACAUAUAAAAAAAAUUAAUAAAUGUCUUAUUGGAAUGAAAAAAGCUAUUGAACAUACAAUUUCAUUAGAGAAAGAAUAUAAUAAGAUAAAACAAGAAACAAAUGGACUUAUUCAACUUCAAACAUUUUUAAAAGAACAAAUUAUUAUUAAAAAAAAACAACAAAUAAAACGAAUUAAUGAAAUAAUGAUGAUUGAAAUAAUAAAAGAAGAAAAAAAUAUAAAAAAAGAAGAAGAAAAAAUAGAAAGACCAAUUGAAGGAGAAAAAAAAUUAUAUAAAAUAGUUAAUUUUAAUAUUAAAUCUAAAUCUAAAAUAUUUACAACAAUUAAAACAGGAAAUUUAUUUAUUAAUUAUUUAUAUUUAUUAUUAAAAGAAUAUUCAUAUAUUAUGGAAAUUCCUUGUACACUUAUAAUAAUUAGUAAAGGAAAUGAAAUACCAAUUAGUAUUAUUAGAAAAUCUAAUUUAAAUAAAAAUGGAUUAAAUGAUAAAAUAACAAUACCAUCAGUAAAUUUAACAUUUUCACAUCAAAUAUUUAAAAUAUUUUAUGAUGAAUUUAAACAACUUUAUUGUAUUCAAUAUAAAACACCAAUUGAAGUAGAAGGAGAAAAUUAUGUUGAAAAGAUUAUUAAAUUAUUACAAUAUUUUAAAUCAUUUUAA